UACGGCCGGCAUGGGGCUGGGCAUUCGGCGAGUUAUGUCAGGCGUCUCAAUGCCGGCGUCGGGGGAGUUUGGUUCCAGUGACAUUGGCUCAAGGCUACCUUUGUAUUCUCAAGUUCACAAUAGCAGCGAGGGCCCUGGUGCUGGUGCCCUUGCUGCAGGGACUGGGCCAAAGGCAAUUACCAAGCCGGCGGUGCGAGCAGAACUAAUGGCGGCCUGGCCUCGACGCCUAACAACGCAGUGUCAUCAAUUGCCCGGGUAGCGAUAACUUCCUCGGCAAUGCGCGCACAAAUGAAGUUUCCCCAGUUGCCCCCACCCCCCAGCACCGAUGAUGACGCUACUCAUUACAGCAGCGACCAUGGGAACGGCAACGCCAGCAGCGACGAUUGUCAGGGUCAUCGCUACAGGUACCAUGCGCACAGACCGUCUCGCUCACAGCGGUCGAGCUCUGGGAACGGCGCCCUGGGAGUCGGCAACACUGUGUCUUUCAACCUGGUCGUUUUGGCAAAGACAGCGCUGCUGCGAAUCAGCGUCAGCGACAUAACCCUGAUAAACAACACGGUGGUGAAUAUUUUGCAGACAAGCGAGAGUAUCAGGGAGCGGCGAGGCGCGCUGCAACUGGUUGGGUUGGUGGCGCAAAAGCACCCUGGGCUCCUGUAUCCGUUCCUCGAGGGGCUCGUGGCGACAAUCGUGCAGGCGAUUGAGCCGAAACACGCAACGUCGCGCAAGCUCUUGAUAGGGGCGGCGGGCGCGGCUCUGCAGGGCCUGGUGCGUGCGUAUCCGUGGGUGUCAUUCCACCCAGAGUCGCAGUGCCUGGCGGUUGGGUGAUUGAUGGGCGAUGCACGGCGUAUGAUUUGCGCACAGCCACACGAACGGCAAUUUACGAUACUCAGGCUGCAGCGCCUGUUGUGGCGGUG
Molecule: messenger RNA, 914 nt
Organism: Kickxella alabastrina
Lineage: Eukaryota; Fungi; Kickxellomycota; Kickxellomycetes; Kickxellales; Kickxellaceae
Exons: 1
Coding region: 277-825 (182 amino acids)
Cellular component (GO): cytoplasm
Source: RefSeq, a predicted model, not a curated record